Amphimedon queenslandica is the source of this 1918-nucleotide messenger RNA. RefSeq names its product fibulin-1-like. Gene Ontology annotation, molecular function: calcium ion binding. The transcript has 13 exons. The record is from RefSeq and is a predicted model, not a curated record. NCBI's taxonomy places the organism in Eukaryota, Metazoa, Porifera, Demospongiae, Haplosclerida, Niphatidae. The coding region runs from base 279 to 1538 and encodes 419 amino acids.
GCCUAUCUAACAAUGGUGGCUGUGAACAAGUUUGUACUAAUACAAAUGGAAGUUUCUACUGCUCUUGUAUUCCCGGUUAUGAGCUUGAAGGAAGCAUUUUUUGCUCAGAAAUUGAUGAAUGUGAACAAGGCACUGAUAGCUGCACUCAGCAAUGUACCAAUACUGAUGGCAGUUACUACUGCAGUUGUAAUAUUGGCUAUAAUCUUGGCAGUGAUAAUUAUACUUGUAUAGAUGAUGAUGAAUGCUCUCACAGUGUAUUUCCAUGUGAUCACUACUGUAUGAACAAUGAAGGAUCAUUUGACUGUGGGUGUAUGGCUGGGUAUACUUUAAGCACCAAUAAAAUAUCAUGUCAUGAUAUUAAUGAAUGUGACAUGGGAAAUUCUACAUGCUUUCAUACUUGUAUUAAUACUGCUGGCAGUUACUACUGUGAAUGUAAUUCAGGCUACUACUUAAGUCGUAAUGAUGAUUACACCUGCUUUGAUAUUGAUGAGUGCUUUUUUCGACUUCAUAACUGUGAUCAAAUUUGUAUCAAUACUCCUGGCUCAUUCAAUUGCUCAUGUAACUCUGGCUAUUUUCUAAAAUCUAAUGGAGUUACAUGCCAAGAUAUUAAUGAAUGCCAUGACAAUAAUGGAGGGUGCUCUGAAACAUGCAGAAAUACUCUUGGAAGUCAUUAUUGUGAAUGUUCUGAAGGAUAUCAGUUGGUUGAUACAAAAAACUGUGAAGAUAUAAAUGAAUGUUAUUAUAACAAUGGAGACUGUAACCAAAACUGUACUAACACUAUUGGAAGCUAUCAGUGCUCUUGCUUUGCUGGCUAUUCCCUUUAUAACAACACAUAUUGCAUAGAUUACAAUGAAUGCUUACAAGUGGACAUAUGUAGUAGUAGAUCUCACACUGAUUGUCGCAAUACUGAAGGUAGUUUUGUUUGUACAUGUCAAACAGGAUACAACUUGACUGGUGAUAAUACUUGUGAAGAUGUCAAUGAGUGCCUAAUCGAAAACAAAUGUGCAUCUGAUCAAUACUGUGAAAACAAUGAAGGCAGCUUCAAAUGUUUAUGUUAUUCUGGAUAUCAGUUGAGCAGUAAUGAUUAUAACUGUACUGAUAUUAAUGAAUGUUCUCAGUAUAAUGGAGGGUGCCAGCAUAAUUGCAUCAAUGACAUUGGUUCGUAUCAUUGCACUUGCAAUGAUGGCUUCACUUUAUCUGAUGACAAUUUUAAUUGUGAAGCAAAGCCUGGCUUAGCAAAUGCAAGUACAAGCUCUUUAGUAUCUCAAACAAGUGAAAAUGCAAUUAUAACUGUCACUGUAUCUCAAAACAUAACUUACACUGAAGCUUGUCCUAAUAAUAUAGUGUAUGCAACAAUACCAAUCACUAUUGUUGUUAUUGGAGUUACAGUUAUAGCCUUACCUACAAUCAUUCUGGUAAUGUUUGUCCUAAUCUCAAAGCGUAAAAAAGCACAGGAGUCAACAGAUUAUGAUAUCAUGAGGAAGGAUGUUGAUAAUCCUUUGUAUGAUCUUGGGAUGCACUCAUCAACUUUGUUUUAAAGGAAAAAAUAGUAAUUUGGAUGUAUAAUAAAUAAGAUUACAUCAAAAGCUAAAUAGCCACAAUCGGCAUGCUGCUAUUUUAUAUGCAUUACAUUACUAUUGCUCUAAAGCUGACUUUUUAUCAUUGCUUAACUUUUUGGAUUGACGUACACUAGUAAUAUUUUCAUGCCAAAAAAUAGUAAUAAAAUUUUAAAAUUGAAAAAAGGGUUUGAAUUAAUUGUAUUAGGACAACUGACUGCAUGAGACAAAUCUAAUAGUAGUAUGAAAAUGGCAAUCACACUUGGUUCACAGAGGACUUGGCAGAGAAAAAGUAAAAAAAGAAGGUUGAAAGGAAAAGUGUACCUUUACUGGAAUCUUCAGCCGACUAACUUGGCGGCAUA